AUGAUCUACAACAAAGUGGCGAGAGAAGAAUUCGAACAAUUGGAGUAUUUGAUGAACACUCAUCUGAAUGGCAUAUUCAGUUUAAGUGAGCUCAAUGAAACCACGGUCGAGAUUCGACUGUGCCUAGGCGAUGCAUCCAACGAUUAUCCUUACCUCCCCACUUUGUGGACAUUAAAUGGAAAUUAUGAAGUUUUUGAAGACAAUAGAGCUUAUACCUUCGCAAAACAAUCUUUAAUUGUAAUAGAUUCUUAUUGUAAGUUGAAGAAUGUUAAAUUACCAGAGGAUAUAACUAACAUUACUGGAAAAUAUUGCGUGAGCCGUCAUUUUCAGAUAUAUUUUUAUUUGUUAAAGUCAGAAAGAAUAGACCAAGUUAGAAUGGAGGCUCAGUUAGCCGACCUUCAAAAUGACUUUGACGUUUAUGUUGAGGAACAUUACAAAGCCUUGAUCAAAUAUGUGGAAAACAAUAUAAAUUGGAAUAAAAUGAUGGAUGAUGAUCGAUUAGAAUUGUUCAACUCCUGUCUCACUUCACAAGCAAAAGUACUGGAAGAAAGACUGUCUCUCACCGUUCAAGGUUUUGGGCCUCACUAA
This is a messenger RNA of Rodentolepis nana, 588 nucleotides long. Lineage: Eukaryota; Metazoa; Platyhelminthes; Cestoda; Cyclophyllidea; Hymenolepididae. The record is from the annotation of a GenBank genome assembly.